AUGGCGAUCCUUGUAUAUGACUUGGCUUCUAUAACCUCAUUGAAGCCUAUGGUGGCCCUGCCGCUGUUAGCAAUCGCAAUGGGGUUUCUUUACAUCGCAUAUACUGUGGUUUACAACUUAUUCUUUCAUCCCUUAAGAAAUUUUCCUGGCCCAAAACUUUGGGCUAUUCAUUAUGGCUUUUACGCUUGCCUGGAAUUGUCCGGCGACGGCCACCGCAGAAUGGUGGGAGUACAUCAGAAAUAUGGCCCGGUUGUCAGAGUCGCACCCGGCCAUUUGGCCUUUUGUCACCCAGAUGCAGUACACGACCUUGCGGGCCACCGCAAAUCUGGACAACUUGAAAAUCCAAAGGACGCCUUUCGUUACUUGACCAGCAACGGUUCGCUUGUUGGGGCGGAAAGAGAAAACCACUCCCGAAUGCGAAAGAGCUUAACAAAUGGAUUUUCGCAACGGGCGAUGCUCGAACAACAGCCCUUGAUUACGGUUUAUAUUGAUAUGCUAUUUGACAGACUCCGCGCAUUUCAUGUUAACCAAGAAACUUUUGACAUAGUGUCCUGGUUCAACUACACAGCUUUUGACAUUGUUGGCGACUUGGCUUUCGGUGAGCCCUUUGGGUGUCUUCAGCAAUCUACGUACCACCCUUGGGUAGCAUUUCUCUUCGGCUGUAUUAAAAACAUGGCGUUUGACUCGGCGUUUAGGCGCAUGGGAUUCCUGCACAAGAUUCUUGUGAUGCUGACCCCGAAGUCUAUUUUGACAAAGUUCAAAGAGCAUAACGAAUUAUCUGCUCAAAAAGUUCACAAAAGACUAAGCAUUAACACAGAACGAAAGGACUUUAUAGCAUCUAUGCUGUCUAAAAGUGGAAAAGAUGCAUUAACAUUUGAUGAAAUUUGUGCUAAUGCCAGCGUUUUGAUUUUGGCCGGUUCAGAAACAACGGCGACGGCUCUCUGUUCAGCGACUUAUUAUCUUGGGCUAAACCCAGGACCAUUUAAAAGAUUAUGCGAUGAAGUACGGUCUACUUUUAAAACAGAAGAGGAAAUUGAUAUUUUGAGCGUUGGCCGAUUGGAGUAUAUGCCCGCUGUGCUGAAUGAAGCGAUGAGGAUUCACCCAGGAGCUCCUGGCACAGCGCCCCGAACUAUUAAUGAGAAUGGCGAUAUAAUUGCAGGUUACUUUGUGCCCCCUGGAACCCAUGUUGAUAUCUGGUUUUGGACUGCAUUCCAUUUUCCUGCGUACUGGACCCAGCCUGAGGAGUUUAUCCCAGAGCGAUGGCUUGGAGACUCACGCUUUGAGAAUGACAGAAAAGAGAUUUUUACUCCUUUCUCUGUUGGUCCAAGAGGUUGUAUUGCCAAAAGUCUUGCGUUUACUGAAAUGCGCCUCAUUAUGGCUAGACUUGUUUGGAAUUAUGAUAUUGAAAUUGCCGAAGAAAGUAUCGGUUGGGCAAAGAGGUGCAAGUGCUAUAUUGCAUUUGAGAAAGGACCUCUUUAUAUCCGCCUAAAGCCUAGACAAUGA
Trichoderma gamsii is the source of this 1503-nucleotide messenger RNA. RefSeq names its product cytochrome P450. Lineage: Eukaryota; Fungi; Ascomycota; Sordariomycetes; Hypocreales; Hypocreaceae. The transcript is spliced from 5 exons. Gene Ontology annotation, molecular function: iron ion binding; heme binding; monooxygenase activity. The coding region runs from base 1 to 1503 and encodes 500 amino acids. The record is from RefSeq and is a predicted model, not a curated record.